AUGGGAAAGAAGUCGAAGGAGCCCAAGCCAGUGAUCGACCAAGCUCUCUCAUGGCUGGCUGUGCUGGCUGGCAUCAUAGGGCUGGUAUGCCUCAUUCCGAAAGUCCCGUACCGGUACUCCGAGAUCUACACAGGAUAUCAUAACAGGUUUGGAGUCGUCCGCCGCUACUCUUUGUUCGGAGUCACAAACAAGAAUGGACAGAUGGCAUCCUGGUUCAAACUCAAGAGAGAUACCUGCGCGAAGAUGAAGGAGUUUGCGCAAGGCAAUCCACUACUGGCCGUUGCCGGCAGCCUAGCAGCGUCACAGUCGAAAGUUGGAGGGGCAGUGGCUGGGUGCCUCUUUUGGGACGUUUGCAAAGCGCAGAUGAACGUGCGAUGCAUGGAGUACACCACGAUGUCCAUCAUCAGCCUGAUUGCCAUGCUCUUCCAGCUUGGUGGAGUUGGUUGCCUGCUCUGCGUUCCCAUGAUGCUCAACAGCGAAGAUGACACGGGGAAGGAGAAGAAGGGCGCCAAAAAAGAGAAGGCCAAGAAGUCGGCUAUGGCAGCGACCAUGAACGUCACCAUUGCGGGUUGUUUGCUUCCUUUCAUUUCCUGGGCGAUGUACAUGGGGUGUACGGACAGCAUGUUUCACACGUUCAAAACAAAAGAGGCGUAUGCCUACGCUUACAGCUAUAUCGGGUCCUACAUUGCAGUGACUGGCGAUUUUCUCGCCCUCAUUGGAAUAGUCUGUGCUUGGCGCCGAUGGAGCAAGUUUGGACAGGACAAAGAUGACGAUGAGGGCGAUGCUGCGGCCAAUGCGAGCAUGCCGACGGACCCAAUGGCAGGCAUGCCUCCUGGGGGUGCGCCGGGCAUGCCUCCGCCCAUGCCGCCUCCAUCUUGA
Symbiodinium natans is the source of this 879-nucleotide messenger RNA. NCBI's taxonomy places the organism in Eukaryota, Dinophyceae, Suessiales, Symbiodiniaceae. The record is from the annotation of a GenBank genome assembly.